AUGUCGGCCUUUUCCAUCGACGAAGCCAUGGCUGAUGCCUUGGAGAAUCUCAAUCGCAUUUCUUGUCAUUUCCGCAAGCAUGAACAGCACAAUGCUGCUAAUGAAGUGGGAAAGCUGAGCGUCCAGAUCGUCAAUGCAUUCUCCGAUGGCAUUGAGAACCUGUCCCGUGAUGAAUAUAUUUUCAGUGAUGCGGAGGGUAAGGAUUGUCAGAGCAUCGACGCCGGUCUUUCCAGCAACCAUGUCUCCGAAGCACUUCAGAGACACAGCUUUUCUGGUCUCCUGACCCAGAUCGAGAGAAUGACCAAAGCAAACGUCGGCAGCCAUGUCAAUAUGCUGCAGAAAGUCUCCUCCGAUGAAAUUCUCCCUCACCAGCAGCAGCAGCAGCAGCAAUAG
Aspergillus melleus is the source of this 393-nucleotide messenger RNA. RefSeq lists its product as uncharacterized. NCBI's taxonomy places the organism in Eukaryota, Fungi, Ascomycota, Eurotiomycetes, Eurotiales, Aspergillaceae. The record is from RefSeq and is a predicted model, not a curated record. The coding region runs from base 1 to 393 and encodes 130 amino acids. The transcript is spliced from 3 exons.